This is a messenger RNA of Cloeon dipterum, 2675 nucleotides long. RefSeq lists its product as uncharacterized. The record is from RefSeq and is a predicted model, not a curated record. Bases 144 to 1751 code for a protein of 535 amino acids. The transcript has 4 exons. NCBI's taxonomy places the organism in Eukaryota, Metazoa, Arthropoda, Insecta, Ephemeroptera, Baetidae.
ACGAGCCGUGCGAGGUGCGCCAUGUUGUGAUGACGUCUUGGACUUUUAAGGAAAAAUAAGCGAACGAAGAGGCCGAGAGAGCGAAAAGGGCAGAGCCGGAGCGGACACGUGCAGGCGGAAAUCGUGUCGGAAGUGUUGCCGCGAUGCCCAACUGCGUGGUGAAGGGGUGCAGCAGCAAUUCGACCAACCCCGACUACGACGAUUCGGGCCGUAAGGUCACAUUGCAUCAGUUCCCAACGAAGGUGACGCGUGCUGAGUGGAUCAAGAUCCUGCGCGAACGCGGCGGCCGCAGUGCGACCUGGGAGCCGAACGCCAACGCCAAGAUCUGCUCGAUGCAUUUCGACGAGUCGGACAUCGACCGGACGGGCCAGUGCGUCCGCAUCAAGGCCUACGCUGUGCCCGUCUACUUCAGUGCGCUGAAGCGCAAGUCGCGCAAGCGUCCGUCCGAGGAGCAGCCAGCGGACGCGGUACGCGUCCUUCCGCAGCAGCAACCGAGCCCUCCGACCCUGAUUCCGAUCAAGGGCGAGCAGCCGCAGCAGCAGCAGUCCAUCGCCGUCGCAGCGGCCAGUCCCCCGGCACCGCUCGUGCAGGUGCUGGUCACGCCCCCGGCCACCCCACUGCCGCCUCCCCAGCAGGCCCCCGACGCGGCCUCCGUCGCCGUAAAGAUCGUGAUGGAGAGCGCGCUGCCCAUGGUCAGUAAGGAGGUGUCCAUCACGCCGCCGACGCCAGCCCCCGCCACUACUGCCCCGAAGCAGGCGCCCUCGCGCUCCAUGCACACGCUGACCACCAAGGCCACGCUGGAGCCCAUCUCGUCACCCAUCCUCGGGUCCAUCAUGCGGGGCACCCCGCUCACCAAGAGGGAGCAGAUGCUCAACUCGCCGGCGGUCACCUCAACCCUGGUCGAGAAAUGUAUACGCCGCUCAAAAAAGUUUCAGGAGCUGGUGAGCGGGGAAAAAGACCCGUCCAUUCUGCGCGGCAUCAUAUCGAAAACGCUUAAGGACGUCAAUUUCUAUGAAGCUCUGAAGAACAACCUGAAUUGCGAGAAAGAAAGGCAGAUGAGCGAAGAACGCGAGAGAGAGCUUAGGCAGGAAAUGAUCAUGCAGGAAAUCAAGGCGCUAACUGCGACGUCAAAAUAUAUCUUCCAGCAAACGCAGAACACUUUUGAAAACUUUUUCAAGUUGGACCUUGAACUAGCUGCAAGAAAGAUAAAAUGUUUGCGGGACGAACUGAAACAGAACUGCAUGAUGUUGGACGACAAAUUCGAGCGCAUCGCACAAAUCAUCGAUGGCGAGAACCGCAAGUAUGAGCCGGUAAUGGUUGCUCCGGCGCCUAUCCUCCAGCCCGUGGUCAACAGCAUGGCGGAGAUGUACCUUACAAACGGGUAUAUGAGUGCCAACGCGCCAGGACUGACGCCGGUGGCCGCUGACAAGCUGCAACACCUGAGCCGGCCACAGGCCAUGCAGCAACAGGCGGCCGACACAGUCGAGACGGUGGCCGCCGUCGCCAGCAUUGUCGAGCCGACCCUCAUGGAAAUGGCCGCCGAGCAGGAACCUGCCAGAGAGUUCAACCCAAAAACCUAUCUUCCAAAGAAACACAAGGCGAUGUUAAAAUAUGCUGCGGCGCAAGCGCACCGGACAAGCCAGGACAAAGUCGACUUUGGUUCUACAAGCGCAAGUGACGAAGACGUGGAGGUCGCUCGGAAAAGAAUAAAGCUGGAGGAAGAAGGCAGAAAUGUGUGCCUUGCCAAGUAAGCGCCAUUGUGAUCGCACCCAAGUCCUCAGGAUUUCCAAUUCCCUCGCCUGGCUCAUUUUGCAAACGCAGUUGACCAAUCGAAUAUUUUCGCUUCUCUUUCUCAAAGAGAGGAUCGUUUGUUAUAAGAAUUUUCAUAGCGGUCAUGUUACACCACUUUCCUUAGCUCCAAAUUGCAAGUUUUAUACAUCCCGGAAAGCAAACCAUUUUUGUGCUGAACUUCUGACACAUUUUUAUUGUAUUCUCUAAUUAUCUGCCUCCAGAUCUCUUGUAAAUUUGGGCGCUUUCUUAUUUUUCCAAUUUUUGCAUCGACGAGUUUCAUCCUUUUACCUAAAGUUCAGGAUGUUUUCCCCCUCUUGAUGAGUGUUGUAUAAUUAUCCAUUUUGGUGAUAUGAUGAUUAUCGUUGUUAUCUUCAGUUGUGGAAAGCUAACCAUUGAGGCAGUAAGUUGUUUGAAUAUGAUAUAUAUCAUACCUAUAGUAAAUGUAAAAUCUACUUAUGUCAAUAGACGGGGGCAAUACAUUUUAUUAGUUCCGAGAUACGAAUGAACUUGUGUUGCUGAGAACAGAAUAAGAGUUUAUCAAAAAAAUAUAUACUAAUACAAGUAAGAAGUAAAACGAGCUUAGAUCGAGGAGUUAAAUGAUUAAAUGUGUAGCUGAACGUAAUGAGCACACAGCCCACUAUUUAUCAAACUUGAGAGAGCAUCCUGCAUCUCGACUCCCAAGCUGUUGAUUCUUGUGCCAAUUCGUUGUUCUCCAUUGUUUCACUUUUUGACGAAGAAGAUGGACAAUUCGAAUGAAGUCCUUCCUACCUGAUAUGAUUGUGAAAGUGUUACUCGAGUGAAAUCAAACCUAGUGUUUCAUGCGGAGAAAUGUGCGCUGAAAUGAGCCGUGCGUCAAUAAAAACACAAUGUCGCCAUUUUUAAAA